This is a messenger RNA of Sorex araneus (European shrew), 571 nucleotides long. It is a transcript of the gene MYL7, whose product is annotated as myosin light chain 7. Gene Ontology annotation, biological process: heart contraction; cardiac muscle tissue development. Gene Ontology annotation, molecular function: calcium ion binding. The transcript is spliced from 7 exons. The record is from RefSeq and is a predicted model, not a curated record. The coding region runs from base 23 to 550 and encodes 175 amino acids. Gene Ontology annotation, cellular component: cytoplasm; myofibril. NCBI's taxonomy places the organism in Eukaryota, Metazoa, Chordata, Mammalia, Eulipotyphla, Soricidae.
GCGAGUGGCCAAUGCAGAGAGCAUGGCCAGCAGGAAGGCGGGGACCCGCGGCAAGCCCGGGGCCACCAAGCAGGCCCAGCGUGGCUCCUCCAACGUCUUCUCCAUGUUCGAGCAAGCCCAGAUCCAGGAGUUCAAGGAAGCCUUCAGCUGCAUCGACCAGAACCGUGAUGGCGUCAUCUGCAAAUCGGACCUGAGGGAGACCUACUCCCAGCUGGGGAAGGUGAGUGUGCCGGAUGAGGAGCUGGAGGCCAUGCUGCAGGAGGGGAAGGGCCCCAUCAACUUCACCGUCUUCCUCACUCUCUUCGGGGAGAAGCUCAACGGCACGGACCCUGAAGAAGUCAUCCUGAGUGCCUUCCGCAUGUUUGACCCCAGUGGCAAGGGGGUGGUGAACAAGGAUGAGUUCAAGCAGCUUCUCCUGACGCAGGCAGACAAGUUCUCUCCCGCUGAGGUGGAGCAGAUGUUUGCGCUGACGCCCAUGGACCUGGCUGGGAACAUCGACUACAAGUCUCUGUGCUACAUCGUCACCCACGGGGAUGAGAAGGAGGAGUGAGGGGCGAGGGGCUCAAUAAAC